Molecule: messenger RNA, 1470 nt
Organism: Colletotrichum karsti
Lineage: Eukaryota; Fungi; Ascomycota; Sordariomycetes; Glomerellales; Glomerellaceae
Product: CFEM domain-containing protein
Exons: 4
Coding region: 1-1470 (489 amino acids)
Source: RefSeq, a predicted model, not a curated record
AUGAAGCCUUCAGUCUCCUUCACCUUUCUGGUGUCCGCACUCCUGCCUGCCACGGUGCCGUUUGUGACAGCUCAGAAAGUAGGCAGCAUCACGGAUGCCGUCACGCAACUUCCACCUUGCGCUGUCACCUGUAUCCUGUCAGCGAUCAGGGAAUCGUCCUGUGGUUUAACAAAUGCAACAUGCAUCUGCGCUGAUUCCCAGUUUGAGACCUCAACCGAGAACUGCAUCGUAGGAGCUUGCCCGAUUAAGGACACUCUACACGCAAAAAAUGUCUUCGAAACAACAUGCGGCAGACCAGUCAGAGACCAUAGUGCCGAGUACGCAAGGUUGACAUGGAUAUUGCUGGGACUCAUGAUCGUCACGGUCGCUGCACGCCUGAUAUACAAGUUCUUCUCUUCGGCCCAACUUGGAUGGGACGAUCUGUUCACCUUUCUCGCCUUUCUCGCCGUUCUCCCGUCAUUUAUCAUCAACCUUGCCGGACUCGUACCCGCGGGCCUCGGCAAGGAUAUCUGGACCCUCACGCCAGAUCAGAUUGAGCAUUUUGGCUUUUGGUUCUACUUGCUGGAGCCCAUGUACUUCAUCCAGAUGGGUCUGGUAAAGUCGGCAAUCUUGUUCUUUUACAUGCGCAUCUUCGACCGGGCUGGUCUCUCUCGUCUUUUGUGGGGUACAGUCAUAUUCAACACUGUCAAUACGUUCGUCUUCCUCAUCGUCGGCAUCUUUCAAUGCACCCCAAUCAACUACUACUGGAAGAGAUGGGACGGCACCCAAGGAGGCACAUGCAUCAACAUCAACGCUGUCCCCUGGGCGAACGCCAUUAUCAGUAUCGUUCUGGAUAUAUGGAUGCUCCUCUUGCCGUUAUCCAGGAUUCGGACUCUCAACCUACAUUGGUGGAAGAAGUUGGCCGUCGGAAUGAUGUUUUGCGUCGGAACUUUCGUGACCAUUGUGAGCGUCCUCCGGCUCCGCUCGCUCGUGAUGUUUGCAAAUUCCCUCAACCCAACUUGGGACCAGUAUGGCAUUGCAUUCUGGACAACCUUGGAAGUUCCAACCGGCAUCAUCUGCUGCUGUCUACCAGCUAUCCGCCUCAUUCUCAUCAAAUCCUUCCCCAAGCUGUUCGGCAUGCUCACAAAACGCUACGACUCCCACAAACACUCCGGGGAUCCGUCGAGUGGGAACAUCCAGAGCAAUCGCAUGUCCCACGCCUUUGAGCCCGAGGCCGAUGCCGACUCCUCGUCAACAACGGAGCUGCAAUCCGCAAUGCGGAACGGCAAGGGCAUCGUCUGUAGCAAGUCCUUCGCCCUCGAGACACAGGACUUGUCCCAUCUGUACGCCUUGCAAGACCUCGAGUCCGGAAGUGCCAAAAACAGCAUCGCGGCACAGAGCCACAGGUCAACCUCUAUUUCACAUAGCUCCAGUGCCACUUCAGACUACGCUGGCCCGGGGCGGAAGCAAUCUAGUCCUCCAAAGGACUAG